CGGAUGAAUAAAUUUGAUAUUUUUGUGGUUUUUUUAACCAGUUAAUAUUAUUAACAUUAAAUUGUAACAGUAUUAUUUUGAUGAAGUAUGGAGCAGAUAUGUCGCGUUUGUCUGUGCGAAUCCGUCACACUUGUUGAUAUAUUCGCCCAGAUGCAUAAUGAAGAGGAAAUUAGUUUGGCAGAAAUGUUGAACGAAUGCGCCGAGUGCAAGAUAAAAAUCGACGAUGAAUUGCCAAAGAUGAUAUGCAUGGAGUGUUCCUUGGAUGCAGAGAGAGCGUUCAAGUUUAAGCGCAGGUACGAACAGAGCUACAAGCUGCUGACCUUGAAGGUGGAGAAGCGGGAACUGGAAGUGGAUGCUGACUUUUGUGAUUUGCUCGAGGCAGAAGAUUGGGAUCUUCCCAGCAGAGAUUGCAUCAAGAUCGAGCUAGACGAAAGUACCGACGAAUUCGAAGAGAAGGAAUCUCCCAAGCAGACACCAAACACAUCUGAAGAACCAAAGCAGGAGGAGAUUCAAAAGAAACCCACCAAGGAGGAAAACUUUCAAGAGAAUAUGUCUCCGCCAUUUGCCGGAUUUGAGGAGGAGGAAGAGACUUCAAAUCGCAAUCCUGUUCGCAAAUCUCAGCGCAAGUGCUACGUAGAUCUUAGCAAGGAUUUGGAAUCUGACAGCAGCAACUACACUGACUUCAGUGUAGAUGAAGAUGAAUUUGAAAUAGAUGAACUGAUGGACAAGAAAUCAUGCAGCAAAGGAUUCGCCGACAAAACACCAACAACAGGACGUCCACACAAGUGUCCGGAAUGCCCAAAGUCCUUCAGCAGAAUCGAUACUCUCAAAGGACACAUACGCACUCACACUGGAAUGCGUCCCUACGAAUGUCCCUAUUGCCCCAAGGUCUUUGCCCAGAGCCACCAUGCCAGAGAUCACAUUCAAGUGCAUAAUGAAAAGCGUCCACAUAAGUGUCCACAUUGUCCAAAGGCCUUUGGCCAAAAGUCCAACUUGAAAGCACACAUUUACGUACAUGCUGGAGAAGGACCAUACAAAUGUAACCAGUGUACGAAAUCAUUUUGCAGGAACUAUGAUCUCAAGGCUCACCUGCGUGUUCACACCGGCGAUCGUCCCUAUAAGUGCACUCCCUGUCCGAAAGGCUUCAACCGCCGUCGAGAUCUUGAGCGGCAUGUCAGGAUUCAUACGGGCGAAAAUCCCUUCAAGUGCACCAAGUGCGUUUUACAAUUCGGCAGGAAAGAUCAACUACAGGCUCACAUUCGUGGACAUGAAAUGGGUAAAAUUGUUCCACGCCUCAAACGCAACAAAAAAGAGCAAAAAAUCCAAAACAAAUCCUAAUAUACUUGUUAAAGAUA
Molecule: messenger RNA, 1355 nt
Organism: Drosophila innubila
Lineage: Eukaryota; Metazoa; Arthropoda; Insecta; Diptera; Drosophilidae
Product: zinc finger protein 436-like
Exons: 1
Coding region: 88-1338 (416 amino acids)
Cellular component (GO): nucleus
Molecular function (GO): zinc ion binding
Source: RefSeq, a predicted model, not a curated record